UGCAUUCUUCGCAAGUCUCUUAAGAUGGCGUACUGUCACUGUGUCAAAUGCAUGUUAUGAUUAAUCCAAUGUAUUAAAAAAAUAGGUGUAGUUUGAUAGGUUUCAGUUAAAGCAAAGAUAGACGUAGAGAAAACGGUGUAGAAAAGCGUUUUAAGUCCAUUGAAAGUUGGAAGAAUUUUGUUAUGGAAACCGAGAGGCGAUCAGAUUUAUACGAAGAAUGGAAACGACGGGCCUUUCUGGGCCCUCUUCCUCAGGGAUUUCUUAGAUUAGAAGAGCGCAAUGCUCAACAACAACAAGAAGCAGCGGAUCAACAAGCUGCUCUUGCGCUUCAUCAGUUGCAAAUGCAAAAUAUGCCAGCCAUGCAUGAACCGCAUGUUGGUAGACUUAGUAUAACAAUUGUUCAGGCUAAACUAGUGAAAAACUAUGGAAUGACAAGAAUGGAUCCUUAUGUGAGAUUAAGAGUUGGUCAUGCAGUUUAUGAAACGCAUACAUGCUCGAAUGGAGCAAAAAAUCCUCAUUGGAACAAAGUUAUUCAAUGCUAUUUGCCACCAGGAGUUACACAAAUAUAUAUAGAAAUCUAUGAUGAAUGCUCUUUUGUAAUGGAUGAAUUAAUUGCAUGGGGUCACAUAGAUAUUCCACCCCAAGUUUUGCAAAAAGGAGAAAUACACGAAGAUUGGUAUAUGCUUAGUGGAAAACAAGGAGACAAUCAAGAAGGAAUGAUAAAUCUAGUUUUCAGUUAUACGACGAAAUGCCAUCCAUAUAUGAGUGCUGCACCUCCAAUUAUGAUGGUUCCCUCCUCAACAAUGUUUGGUAUGACACAGUAUGCGCCGGUAAACGUUUACACUGCACCACCUACUGCUGCUGCAGCCACACCUGUUGUACCCAGUUCUAUGCCAAAUGCUGAAGUUGAAUUAAAACAGAUUUCGGAGAUGUUCCCAAACGUGGACAAGGAAGUGAUUAAGUCAGUUUAUGAUGCGAAUCACGGGAAAAAGGAUGUAACUAUAAAUUCAUUACUCCAAAUGUGUGAAUAAGUAAUUUUUUAUGCAAAUUUUGCUGUUACUGAAUUCCAAAGGCCAUAUUUAUAGUUUCUGCUAUGCUAUGUUUCUUUUUAAAUGUAAUAUAUUUGCAAACUAUUGCUACGCAUUUUACCGUAAUUUAACACUUAGAAACUUUAAUGUAAAAGAAUUCAUAAAAUAUAUUGGACAGGGAAAUAUAUUUUAUAAGAAAGUAUCGUU
This is a messenger RNA of Osmia lignaria (orchard mason bee), 1235 nucleotides long. RefSeq names its product toll-interacting protein B. Gene Ontology annotation, biological process: ubiquitin-dependent protein catabolic process. Lineage: Eukaryota; Metazoa; Arthropoda; Insecta; Hymenoptera; Megachilidae. The record is from RefSeq and is a predicted model, not a curated record. Gene Ontology annotation, cellular component: cytoplasm. Gene Ontology annotation, molecular function: ubiquitin conjugating enzyme binding; ubiquitin binding.